AUGCCUCCGAAAGGCUCUCGCGCUAAGGCGGUGGUUGACGCUCCUGCUGGUGGUGGUGAUCCUGCAAGCAAGUCGACACCAGGCAAGGGAACGGAGGUUGUUGAUAAUCUUCCGGCUGAAGCGGAGGUGACGGCAGGUGUUUCUGGUCUCACCAUUGAAGAAAAGCUGCAUGCGCUGGCGGCUACGGUUGUUUCGGAUGACACGUUUCUUGAGGAUGAUUCAGACGAGGAACUUGAGAUUGACACGACCAAGAGUACUCACCCGCAUUUGCGCUUCACGGCGAUUUUGCUAUUUCCGGUUAUACCUUCUCGCGAGGUUGCUUCGGUGAUUCUGACCGUGAGGAUGCUGAUGAAGCGUGUCUGGUCUAACCUGCUCACUGAUGACGUCCUCGCCUCGGUGAAGUUCCAGGAGCUGACCCCCGCGUGGGUCGCGAAGGCCCGCUAUAGCCGGCUUCAGGUCUCCUUCCUGCAUGAGUCUGACGCGGUGAAAAUCAAGCAAACGGCGGUGGAACACAAGCGUCAGAAUGGAUUGACACUUCACUGUUUCUGGCUGCACCAGGAGGACGCCGCUUACCUUCGCACGAAGGCUUCGGGCCCGCAGCUGCUGGAGGUCUACUUUAAGGACGUUCCCGCGGAUAUCCCGCCGAGGUCAUGGUCACUCACCCGCUCAGGAUGCGGAAGCAGUCUGCUUUUGCUGAAGGCCACUGCUUCCACCGUGCCCUUCACCCCGUCACCGGCGCUGACACUGAUCGGAUCAAGGGGCUGGUGGUUCAGCACGCUGGCGACAAGCAUCGCUGGCGUCAUGAAUUUCGCCAUCAGCUGCUGGGAGGGACGGCACUCUUUCGUGCUGAUCUCCACUGGGAGCAAUCGGGAGGAAUGGCUGUGUACUCUCGAGAGCUGCGGAAAGACCCAUGGCAAGUCCUUCAUGGCUGCAGCGGAUCACAUCACGUCGGCAAGCCAUCUGCUGGGAUUGGAGAAGUUGGGUGCGGCCACUCGCAGCUCCCUGGAGAAGCUUGGUCUGCACGUCAUCCGAAAGGAGUACCAGAUCUGA
This is a messenger RNA of Closterium sp. Naga37s-1, 1050 nucleotides long. Lineage: Eukaryota; Viridiplantae; Streptophyta; Zygnematophyceae; Desmidiales; Closteriaceae. The record is from the annotation of a GenBank genome assembly.